GGCGACCACCGGCAGUCUACAGUCAGUAUUCGUUGACAACGGUUCACCGUAGUUUGCCGAACAUUCGAAAAUUUAUAUAUUUUUUUUUUUAGUAGAACCGCUCGUAUUCGAAAUAAUAUUUUAGUAUAAUUAUAUAUUAUAUAUUUUUUUCCCACACGUCGAGUAGCGGGUUUUCGUCUUUUUUUUUCAUUAUCAAAUAAAUUUAUUUGUUUACAGUAGACACUUGUCGGGCGUGUGCGUGCGUUUUGUUUUGCGUCGUCCGUACUAUAUAUUAUAAAGCGCGCGCGAGAGUCCCGGAGACGACCCGUAUGAUGUCAAGACGCUGUCGCGACACUUGACGAUCCGUUUUGUCGCGCGCGCUCACACACGUUGUUGUCCACCCGUAAUGGAUACCAAGUAUCAGAAAAAACAGACAUCGACCACCACGGUAAUCGUUCGUUCGCGUCCCGUGCAGUUUGCGCAAACGUUGGCCAGGGUGUUCCGCAUCGGCCGCAAGGAGAAAAUCUCAAAAAAAUCCGUCACCAAGAAAGCAGUUGCAGUGGCCAAAACUACUACGUAUCCACAACACCAACCACAGCAAAUCGUCAUGUCACCGCCACCGCCCCCGACCAUGCAGUCCGGGUCACCGCCACCGACUCAGUUGUCACCUCCCGCUAGCAACGGCCAACAGACUGUUGUGGCCGCCAAUGAACACAUGAUAAUGCCGGUCACCAAAAGAAGUCCGACAGACUACAUUUUCGGCAAAGUCAUCGGCGAGGGCAGCUAUUCCACCGUGUAUUUGGCCAAAGACAUACACACAAAUCGCGAACAUGCAAUUAAAGUAUGCGAAAAACAUCAAAUCAUCAGAGAGAAGAAACGCGAACAAGUGCGUCGCGAGAAAGACGCUUUGAACAUACUCAGCAAUUCCGGGUCGAGUUUUUUCGUCAAACUGUACUGCACUUUCCAGGACGCCGAAAGACUGUACUUUGUCAUGUCGUACGCUAAAAACGGCGACAUGCUGCCCUACAUCAACAAGGUGGGGUCGUUCGACGCGGCCUGCACUCGUUUCUACUCGGGCGAAAUCCUCCGGGCCCUGGAGCACCUGCACGACUUGAACAUCAUGCACAGGGACCUUAAGCCCGAGAACAUACUGCUCGACCACAACAUGCACAUCAAGGUGGCCGAUUUCGGUUGUUCCAAAAUAGUCGAACAGCCCGACACCGCCGACAGCGACAUAACUUCCACCGAGUCGUCGGUCAUCAGCGACGACGAGCCGAGGCCGCGCAGCAACAGCUUUGUCGGCACCGCUCAGUACGUCAGCCCCGAACUAUUGACGGAGAAGAGUAUCUCGUGCAGUUCGGACCUUUGGGCCCUCGGCUGCAUUAUCUAUCAGAUGAUCGCCGGUCUGCCGCCGUUCCGGUCCAGUGAUUUGGUGGCUUUCAGGAGCGAGUACAUGCUGUUCAAGAAAAUCCUCAGCCUGGACUACGAGUUCCCCGACGGGUUCAACGCGGACGCCAAAGACCUGGUGCAGAAACUGCUGGUGCUCGACCCCAACGAGCGUCUGGGCGCCAAGGACGACAAGCGGUACACGUCGAUUCGUUCCCAUCACUUUUACCAAGACUUGGAUUUCGACAAGUUGCACGAAAUGAACCCUCCGCCCAUUUAUCCGUACCUGCCGGGCAACAGCGAGAGCCAGGAACUGCGCAGCCAGUACCGUGUUCCCGACCAUCUCGAACCGGGUUUGGACUACAGACAGUUGACCCGGUUGUUGGGCCUCGACGGACAGAGCAGCUCGACCACUCCGGCCCCCGCUCCCAGGCCUCGCAAGAGGGCGGGCGUGUUGCAGAUGAGCGAAGAAGAGAAACAACAUCAGCUGCAACAACAAAAGUGCAACAACAAGUGGCACAACUUAGUCGAGGGCAACCUAAUCGUCAAACAAGGAUUGGUUGACAAGCGAAAGGGUUUAUUCGCUAGAAGACGCAUGUUGUGUUUGACUAUGGGUCCACAUCUAUAUUAUGCUGAUCCUACUACAAUGAGCCUCAAAGGAGAAAUACCAUGGAGUCCACAACUACGCGUGGAACCCAAGAACUUCAGAAUAUUUUUCGUCCACACACCGAACCGAACUUACUACCUAGAAGAUCCUGAAGGAUUUGCAUUAGAAUGGUGUAAAGCCAUUGAAGAAAUGCGUGUCCUCACCUACGGCGUUUCAACGACUACAUGCGCUUAACAAAACCGUUAUUCGGUGACUGUUUUUUUUUUUUUAAUAAAAUUUCGACGUAACUAUUUUUCUCUUUUUAAUUAAAACCUGUGUUGUUACAAUAUUUCAGUUUUUAGUUUAUAAUAUUGUUGCAGUAUUUUGUUUUAACGAAAAUGAUCUGCAAAUAUGUCUGUGAUAUUACAUUUUAAUUGUAAAUGAAUUGUAACUUAGAGAAAUAAAAGAAAAGCGUAUAUACUAUACAAAGUAAUUUAAGGUUAAGUAAUUUAUUUAAAAACAAACGGCUGGUGACACUGCCCCUUGCCCAGGAAUAGGCUGUGCUCGGUAAACCCUUAGCUUUAGAGUAAUAAUUUAUUUUCAAUUUUUUUUUUUUUUUUGAUUGGUUGUGCCUUUAAUUUAUUUGUUUUUUCCCAUUUUUUUUUUUUGUUUAUUAUAAUUUUUUUUUUUGUCUUUCCCUUUAAGCUGACGGUUGACUUGUCAAUAUUGAAAAUUCCCAACUGAAAUAAUAUUACUUUUUUUUUUAUUUUUCGACCUAUAACUUUUUCUUUAUUUAAUUCGCAUGUAUUUAUUUAAUUUUUUUUUUAGCGUUUUAUUAAUUACAAAUAGUAAAACAACAGUGCAUCCAUUUUUAAAAAUGCAAAAAUACUAUCCGCAUAUCGUGUUUAUUUUUAUUAUUAUAUUUUUUUAUUUUAGCAUUAAAGAUACAUUUUGUAUCCCAUGCCCCCUUUUCCUCAAUGGUAACUAAUUGAAAUUUAUUCAUGUUAUCUAAACCGCACUAUUCUAAACACAUUUUAUUUUGCAUGCAUGCAGUAUUUACUGUGAUAUAUUUAUUGUAUUUAAAUAAAAACAAACAUAAUAAGUUGGAUUUAGGUGAAUAUUAA
Messenger RNA from Adelges cooleyi (spruce gall adelgid), 3075 nucleotides. RefSeq names its product 3-phosphoinositide-dependent protein kinase 1 (gene Pdk1). Gene Ontology annotation, molecular function: ATP binding; protein serine/threonine kinase activity. The transcript has 7 exons. The coding region runs from base 386 to 2206 and encodes 606 amino acids. Gene Ontology annotation, biological process: peptidyl-serine phosphorylation; intracellular signal transduction. The record is from RefSeq and is a predicted model, not a curated record. NCBI's taxonomy places the organism in Eukaryota, Metazoa, Arthropoda, Insecta, Hemiptera, Adelgidae.